CGCGCAUGCGCACUGCACAGCCGGCCCAUAGAGCGACGUAAACAUGGCAGCCUCCAGUGCUCGCUGUACCGCACGCUGGCUGUCAAGCGGUUUACCUGGACUCCGCAGCGCCUGUGCGCUCACAAACACCUCUAGACACGGAGACACUGCAGCUCUGAGGAUUGUCUGGAUUCGCAGUUAUGUGAAGGAGGGUCAUUUAAGCUGCUGGAGGCACGGAGGACGUGUGACAUUGAACAGGGUACCAGUGCUGAGAAGCCACAGUGUUUUCAGCUCUCAUUUCUUCCACACCACUUCUGGGUGCCAUCAGCAGGACUUCUAUGAUGUUUUGGGGGUUCCUCGGACUGCCUCUCAGAAAGACAUUAAGAAAGCCUACUACCAGUUGGCCAAGAAAUACCAUCCAGACACCAACCCAGAUGACCCUGACGCGAAAGAGAAGUUUGCCAAGCUGGCAGAAGCCUAUGAGACCCUCAGUGAUGAGCUGAAGAGGAAGCAGUAUGACACGUACGGUUCGGCCGGUCCGGGUGCGAGUGGGGCGGGGCAGCAGCAGCAGUACUGGAGAGGCGGAGCCACCGUGGACCCAGAGGAGCUGUUCAGGAAGAUUUUUGGAGAGUUCGCUGGGGGGCGUGGCUUCGGUGACCUCAACUCCAUGUUCGAACAGGCACCUGAAUUCGUGAUGGAGCUGACGUUCAUGCAGGCUGCCAAAGGCGUGAAUAAGGAGAUAACGGUCAACAUAGAUGACGCCUGUCCACGCUGUGACGGAAAAGCUCACGAGCCGGGAACUAAAGUGUCACAUUGUCACUACUGCAAUGGAACUGGCAUGGAGUCUAUAAACACUGGUCCGUUUAUGAUGCGCUCAGCAUGUAGGCGGUGCGGUGGGCGGGGCUCUAUCAUCAUCACUCCUUGCAUCAUGUGUCGAGGAACUGGACAAACCAAACAGAAACAGACCGUUAUGGUACCUGUGCCUGCAGGUAUAGAAGACGGACAGACAGUUAAAGUGCCAGUCGGGAAGAAAUACAUUUACAUCACAUUCAGAGUGCAGAGGAGUCCAGUGUUUCGUCGUGAUGGCGCUGAUAUCCACUCUGAUGUGAUGAUUUCAGUAGCGCAGGCAAUACUAGGAGGAACAGCCAGAGCACAGGGCCUGUACAGCACCAUCGACAUUGCGAUUCCUCCAGGCAUUCAGACAGACCACAAGAUCAGACUGGGAGGAAAAGGCAUCCCACGAGUGAAUAGCUUCGGUUAUGGAGAUCAUUUUGUAAAUAUCAAAAUCAAAAUCCCUAAGAAACUGACGAACAGGCAGAGAAUGCUGCUGUUGAGUUAUGCAGAGGAUGAGACGGAAGUGGAAGGAACUGUUACUGGAGUAACCAGACCAGCCAAAGGUAGUUCUCAGGAGGGACAGACCUCAGAGUCAGGGCAGAGCAGAGAGGAAGAGCCGGAGAAAGAGGAAGGGGGAUUUUUCUCCAAACUGAAGAAGAUGUUCACCUGAAGAUCACGGAAGGCAGCAGUCUUGUGGUGUUUUAGUGCAGAUUUGGCCAAAAACAAGAAGUAUGAAAGGAGCACAAGAACAAAGAACGCAUUCACCCAGCUGAGGACAUCUCCAAUCACUCCACAGCAUCUCCAAUCUGCUACUAUAGAUUAAUAACUAAUUUUGAUCCUUAAAAAAACCAUGGAUUAAGAGCAAAGCUUUCCUGAGGAUGACGUGUAUAAACCUGUGCUGUUUGGUCUAUGUUUUAAUGGAGUAUGUCUGAAUAAAUGGUCAAAAUAAA
Molecule: messenger RNA, 1763 nt
Organism: Carassius gibelio (silver crucian carp)
Lineage: Eukaryota; Metazoa; Chordata; Actinopteri; Cypriniformes; Cyprinidae
Gene: dnaja3b
Product: DnaJ heat shock protein family (Hsp40) member A3b
Exons: 12
Coding region: 44-1483 (479 amino acids)
Biological process (GO): response to heat; mitochondrion organization; negative regulation of apoptotic process
Cellular component (GO): mitochondrion
Molecular function (GO): ATP binding; heat shock protein binding; protein kinase binding
Source: RefSeq, a predicted model, not a curated record